Molecule: messenger RNA, 2447 nt
Organism: Benincasa hispida (wax gourd)
Lineage: Eukaryota; Viridiplantae; Streptophyta; Magnoliopsida; Cucurbitales; Cucurbitaceae
Gene: ARI2
Product: RING/U-box superfamily protein
Biological process (GO): protein ubiquitination
Molecular function (GO): ubiquitin-protein transferase activity; zinc ion binding
Source: RefSeq, a predicted model, not a curated record
AUAUUUAUAUUUUACUUAUUUCAUCGGAAGAGCUCCCACCAUUUAGUCGUUGUCCUUUCACUCUCCUCGCCGGAAUUUCCAACGAUCUUCCCGGAGGGAAACGUUCUCCGGCGUUUCCCGAUUUCUCCGGAUCCGAUUUAUUCAUCGAAUCUCGUUAUCGAUUGUUUUUGUUUCGCGUUUCUCUUUUCCCCCUUUUGGUAUUACCCACUCACCUUUGCCUUUUUUCUUCUUUCCAUCUGACUUCAAUUUCUUCUUCUCUUUCCCCAAUUCCCUUUCCCUAUUUCUCAAUGGACGACUGUUUAAGCAGCGAUGAGGACUAUUAUGACUCCGAUCGAGACUCUCUUCAUGGUAUUGAGAACGAGGACUCUGAAAUUCAGUGGGUUCCUAAAGCUCCCGCGACUAAGGUUAUUACGAAGGAAUCUCUCCUUGCGGCACAGAAGGAGGACAUGCGUAGAGUGAUGGACUUGCUAUCGUUGAGGGAAUACCAUGCUCGGACCUUACUCAUUCAUUACCGAUGGGAUGUAGAGAAAUUGUUUGCAGUACUUGUGGAGAAAGGGAAAAGUCAUUUGUUUGCUACAGCUGGUGUUAGUAUGAUUGAGAAUCGAAGUAAUAGUUCCUCUGAGCCUUCUUCCAUGGUGAUGUGUGAUAUCUGCAUGGAGGAAGUACAUGGCAAUGAUGCAACGAGAGUGGAUUGUGAUCAUUGCUUUUGUAAUAACUGUUGGACUGAACAUUUCAUUGUGAAAAUAAACGAGGGUCAAAGUCGGAGAAUCAGAUGCAUGGCCCACAAAUGUAAUGCGAUUUGCGAUGAAGCUGUUGUUAGGAAUUUAGUUAGUAAAAGGCAUCCAGAUCUUGCUAAUAAAUUUGAUCGUUUUCUUCUUGAGUCAUACAUUGAGGAUAACAAAAGAGUCAAGUGGUGUCCGAGUACUCCUCAUUGUGGCAAUGCUAUACGCGUGGAGGAUGAUGAGUUUUGUGAAGUAGAAUGUUCGUGUGGUCUUCAGUUUUGUUUCAGUUGCUUAUCAGAAGCUCACUCACCGUGUUCAUGUUUGAUGUGGGAACUUUGGAUUAAGAAGUGUCGAGAUGAAUCUGAAACUGUUAACUGGAUUACAGUACAUACAAAGCCCUGCCCAAAAUGCCAUAAGCCUGUCGAGAAGAAUGGAGGUUGUAACCUCGUCAGCUGCAUCUGUGGUCAGGCAUUUUGUUGGCUGUGUGGUGGAGCCACGGGUCGGGAGCACACUUGGUCGAGUAUUUCUGGUCAUAGUUGUGGGCGUUACAAAGAAGAAUCAGAACAGAAAGCUGAGCGAGCAAAACGGGAUUUGUAUAGGUAUAUGCACUAUCAUAAUCGGUACAAAGCUCAUACAGAUUCUUUUAAGCUUGAAAGCAAAUUGAAGGAAUCUAUACAAGAGAAGAUCUCAAUUUCGGAAGAGAGGGAAUCCAUGCUCAGAGAUUUUAGUUGGGUAAACAAUGGACUGUCUAGACUUUUCAGAUCAAGGCGGGUUCUAUCUUACUCUUACCCAUUUGCAUUCUAUAUGUUUGGGGAUGAGCUAUUCAAAGAUGAGAUGACUGAGGCGGAAAGAGAGAUAAAGCAGCAUCUAUUUGAGGACCAGCAACAGCAACUUGAGGCAAAUGUUGAGAAGCUCUCCAAGUUUUUGGAGGAGCCAUUCGAUCAAUAUACUAAAGAUAGGGUAAUGGAGAUACGGAUGCAAGUCAUCAAUUUAUCGGUUAUCACUGAUACCCUCUGCAAGAAGAUGUAUGACUGUAUUGAGAAUGAUCUUCUGGGCUCUCUAGAACUGGGUAUCCACAAUAUUGCUCCUUACAAGUCGAAGGGCAUCGAGAAGGCACUGGAGCUUUCUGCUUGUUGGAACAGCAAAGCAAAUACUUCAGACAAAUAUCCACCAUCAGACUGUGGUACAAGUGGUAAAGUGGAGAGAGGAUUGUCGGAAUGCGAACGAUUGACUAGCUUGAAUUCCGAGGAGAAUGGAUGCUCUUCUAGGAAGCGUGCCAGAGCAGAAGUUGUUACUGGCAACUUUUUUGAUCUUAACUUGCCUGCUGAGGUUGUUGAUAGAAACUGAUCUCUGGAAGUUGCGUGGUUAUAAAGUACAGUUGUACAGAUCUGACAUAAAACAUUAGCUUCGUCGUUAGCAUGGGGACAAGCAAUCAAGGAUUAGUAGCCCUAGAGGUGCUUUUUAACUCUUUUUUACUCUUUGUUCAUCAUGUUUCGUCUCAGGUUGAAUAUAUUGUCUUCGGCUGAGCCUAUAUUUUGAAAGAGAAUCUCUUUUAAGUUCACGUUCUUUAUUUCCAUUUUGCUUUUGAAAAUCCGCAAAUUGUACAUAGCCGUGAUGUCAGGCUUUGAUGGUAUUGGGAAUGUAAAUGCUUGAUUCUCAGCCUGAGACAGACAACAGAGUAUGCAUUUUCUGAUUGUCUAAUAUUUUCUUUGGCUGGAAGUAAAA